AAAUUCUUCAAACAAGAAUCAUAUGAGCUGCUAAUAAUCAACUAAUUGGGUGGAACAAACUAUUGAAAAAGAUUUUGACCAACACAGCUUGGAUGGAAAAAGUUAUAAAAAAAUAAAAAUUCUAAUCAAAUUCACAUCAGAUUUAAAGAUAAUCUAUUCAUAUAAUGGAAAAAUAUUGAGAGUGUAAAAUUUAUUGAUAAAUUUAAAAAUAGAGUAGAAUGCCAUGAUGCCUUUGAGAAACAGGAAUUGUUUAAUAAUAUAAAUCAAAUCCACAAUCUUUAAUGGUAAGGUUAGUAUAGUGAAAACAAAAAGAAAGAUGGUAGAUGGAAUGCUUUUUGGAAUUAACAGCUUUUAAAGAAUUUUGGUGGAUACUAUACAUAAGGGAAAAAGUCAGGUUUAUGGAAAGAUUUAUUCCCAAAUUAUUCAAAGUUAGAUAUUUAUAUUUAACAUUAUGAAUAGAUAAUUAUAAAUAUUUGAGAUAGGAGAAUAUUAUAAUGGCCUAAGGAUUGGAGGAUGGAAAUAUUUUUUGGAAAAUUAGAAGAUGUAUUUAUUUUAAAUAUUAUUUAGUGGUGGUGGUUUUUACAAUAAAAAUGGUUAGAAAUAAGGGAAAUGGAUUGAUCUAGAUGAAGGGUUUUAGGAUAGCAAAAAAGUAAUUUUUUGUGGAGAAUAUGAUUUAAAGAGUAUGAAAGUAGGUUAAUGGGAUAUUAUGUAUAGUAAUGCAUAUGAAAAUGGAAAUGGAAAAUAUAAAUAAAUGUAAAAAUUUGAAAAUAUAAGAAUUAUUUGUAUCUACAUAUUAAAAAUGUAUAGUGGUGGAGGAUCAUAUGAUUAAGCAGGAAAUUAGAAAAAGAUUGGAAAGUGGGUAGAAUUGGAUGAAAAGUUUAGGGAUAAAAAUUAAGUCAUUUAUAAUGGUGAAUAUAAUAUGAAUGGUAUAAAGGUUGGAAGAUGGGAUAUUAUGUAUGAUAGAAAAGUAAAUGGAAUAUAUAAAUAAAUGUAAAAAUUUUUAAAUAUAAGAAUUAUUUGAAUCUACAUAUUAA
Molecule: messenger RNA, 1034 nt
Organism: Paramecium sonneborni
Lineage: Eukaryota; Ciliophora; Oligohymenophorea; Peniculida; Parameciidae
Source: the annotation of a GenBank genome assembly